AUGAUUACUUUGAAAACUUUACUAGUAAUUGUUAUGACGGUAUAUAUAGAAAAUACUGAUACGGCACAUUCUAUUGUUUAUCCCAUAGGGGGCUUAUUCAACAGAUUAAAUUUAAACAGUUCAGUGCAGUUAUUAGAGAAAGAAUUUAGAAAAAAGAGUUUGACAUAUCACGGUCGAAGUUUGUUCACAGAUGUUGGGGAAAGCUAUUCUACUGCUUUACAAUUGUGCUCCUUUACUUCUGAUGGGCAAGGAAUCGCGGCAAUAAUAGAUGCUCGACCUACUGAGGGAAUUUGUGACACUACGUGCCUGUUAAGUAAUAGAUUAAAUAUAUCUCACUUGUCCUUGGGUUGGGAGCUUGCCGAGACGUUUGAACAGGAUUCAUAUACAUUUUACUUUCACCCAUCGUCAAAAUUAAUCUCAACGGCUUUUGCAGCUCUUAUCAAAGAAUUGCAGUGGGAUAAGUUUGCCAUUUUAUACGAAGAGGAUAGCAGUUUCAUAAGACUUCAAGAAGUAAUAAAUUCGUGGUCAAGCAUGUCGGAGCCAAUAUUGUUUCGAAAGCUGAACCCACUAGAAGACAAUCGUGAAAUAUUCAAACAUGUUUUUAAAACAGCACACAUGAGUUACCACAUAUUAGAUUGUCAUGUCGAUAAUAUUCACAAAUAUAUGAGAGAGAUUGUAGAUGUUGAUAACUCAACUGAAUAUCAGAGCAUUAUACUGUCAAAUUUAGACGCAUAUACUAUUGACUUCAAAGACAUCCCAGAUCUUAUGGCAAACGUAUCUACAUUACAUCUGACAGUAUCAGGCAACGAUUUUGAAUUCGAUGAACCAUUGCAGUUGGAGACUGCAUUGACUCUCGACGCACUAAAGCACUUACAGAAAGCAAUACGGAGCUUGAAAGUGAAAAGUACAAACGUGCUGCCCGAUCCGCCAGCCUUAUGUACUCUCAGUGCAGACUCUGAAAGCACAUAUGAAGAUAUUGCAUGGCCCAUAGGUUUCGAUCUUCAGAGAAAAAUAAUGGAAACACAAAGCGAUGGUCUCACGGGUAACAUAGAGUUUGAUCAAAAUGAUGGAACAAGGAUAAAUGUUAUAUUGCAUCAUUCAAGAUUAAGCACGGACAGCGAGUUUGUAUAUGCUGGUGAUUGGGACUCCAAAACAAAUGUUAUAACAACGGAAAAUAAUUUCGAUGACCGAUCCACUGCUGUUAAAUUUAAUUCAAAAAUAAGAGUAGCGACAAGAGAAGAUGCACCCUAUUAUUAUAAAGGUGUUGAUAGUGUUACUAAUUUGACAGUCUAUAAAGGGUACGCAAUAGAUCUGAUCGAUGCUAUUAUUAAAACUAUAAACAAAGACAACAAAAUGACUUUAGAAUAUGAGAUAUACAAAGUGCCUGGCAAUGGAUAUGGAAGUCCGAUAACUGGAACCAAGAAAUGGAACGGUAUUAUUGGAGAAUUAAUGGAACAUAGAGCCGAACUGGGUAUUUGCGAUCUUACGAUUACAUCAGAGAGGAACGCUGUCGUAGACUUCUCAAUACCUUUCAUGUCGCUGGGUAUCAGUAUGUUGUUUAAAGAACCUAUUCCCGAAGAGCCAGAUCAGUAUUCGUUUUUACAACCUUUGGAUUUGGAUGUUUGGUUGUAUCUAGCCACUACAUACGUGAUCGUGUCAUUUGUUUUGUUUGUUUGUGCUCGAAUGUGCGAGGACGAUUGGGUUAAUCCGCAUCCUUGUAAUCGGAGUCCAGAAAACUUGGAAAAUAUUUGGAGUCUUUACAAUUGUAUGUGGCUUACAAUGGGUUCUAUUAUGACCCAAGGAUGUGACAUAUUACCAAGGGCGGCUGGUUCUCGUUGGAUUGCUGGAAUGUGGUGGUUUUUUGCUAUGAUUGUAACUGCUUCCUACACAGCUAAUAUGUCCACCUUUAUUAGUAACAAUCGUCGUAGCAGUGAUAUCAAAGAUGUUAAAGAUCUCGCUGAACAGAACAAAGUCUCCUACGGAACUUUAUACAACGGUUCUACGUAUAAAUUUUUCGAGAGCUCCAAUGAUUCUAUAUACAGUAAAAUUUGGACUACCAUGGAUUCAGCGAAACCUUCAGCUUUCACAAAGAAUAAUCAAGAGGGCAGGGAUCGUGUGAUGAGAAGUAAAGGAAAAUAUGCCUUUUUUAUGGAGUCCACAGCAAUUGAAUAUUAUGUUAAUAGAGAAUGUCAACUGAAGAUGGUAGGCUCCAAUCUGGAUUCUAAAGAAUAUGGAAUUGGUAUGCCAAAAAAUUAUCCACGUAAGGGUUUAGUCGAUUAUGCUAUCUUAAAACUACAAGAAAAAGGUGAACUUGAAAAAUUGAAACAGAAAUGGUGGGAAAUAGAGGAUAACUCUGCAAAAUGCAAGAAACCUGGAGGGGGCGAGGAAGACGAUAGUGGGUCUUUACAAAUGGAAAACACAAGCGGUAUAUUUUUAGUAUUGGGCACAGGAGGCAUCUUGGGACUCUUUGUGGCGGUUGUGGACUUUAUGUUUCAUGCUCGGGAGAUCAGUGUUCAAGAGAAGGUCACUUUCCGGGAAGCCUUGGCGAGUGAGUGGCGCGCUUCUUUCAAUCCACGUAAGCUGCACAAGCCAGCAGCACCGCCGAGGUCUGCUGCUCCUACCAAAAGUCCUACUCCAUCUAGGCGCGAACGCUCGCAAUCUCGAGCUGUAUCAGUUCUUAGAGCUGCUUCGUCUUUUAUUAAUUUUGAUGAGAUUUACUGA
Molecule: messenger RNA, 2721 nt
Organism: Arctia plantaginis
Lineage: Eukaryota; Metazoa; Arthropoda; Insecta; Lepidoptera; Erebidae
Source: the annotation of a GenBank genome assembly